This is a messenger RNA of Otolemur garnettii (small-eared galago), 2158 nucleotides long. RefSeq names its product zinc finger protein 45 (gene ZNF45). The record is from RefSeq and is a predicted model, not a curated record. Gene Ontology annotation, biological process: regulation of DNA-templated transcription. The coding region runs from base 87 to 2141 and encodes 684 amino acids. Lineage: Eukaryota; Metazoa; Chordata; Mammalia; Primates; Galagidae. The transcript is spliced from 4 exons.
AUCUUUGGCCAAACUCAUAGCUUUUUUUCUCUUUCCCUAAUAUGCCUUCCUAAGGCUCCACCCUUCACCAAGAGGAGGAGGACAAAAUGACUAAGUCCAAGAUUGCAGUGACCUUCAAGGAUGUGGCUGUGAUCUUUACUGAAGAGGAGCUGGGACUGCUGGACAUUGCCCAAAGGAAGCUCUACCAAGACGUCAUGCUGGAGAAUUUUAGGAACGUGAUCUCAGUGGGAUACCCAUCCUUCAAACCAGAUGGUGUAUCACAGUUAGAGAGAGAAGAAAAGCUUUGGGUGAUGAAGAUGGCAACCCAGAGCCAUCACUCCUCAGGCAAGAAUCUAAAUGAGAUGGAGACUCUUCAAGAAGUAGGAUUAAGGUGCCUGCCACAUGAAGAGCUUUUUUGCUCACAAGUCUGGCAACAAGUUACAAGGGAGUUAACCAGGUAUCAAGAUUCCAUGGUAAACAUUCAAGAAACUGACUCUCAGUUGGAAAAACAAGGUGAUGUAUUCUAUGAAGAUGAGGCAUUCAGUAACCAGAUUUCACAUCUUCGAGCUCAUCAAAGAGUACAUACCAGUGAAAAAUCCUACAAAGGGGAAGAGUGUGAAAAAAGUUUCAAUUGGAGCUUUCACCUUCAAAUUAACCAGAGGGCUCAUGUAGGAGAGAAGUCUUACAAAUGUGAAAAAUGUGAUAAUGCCUUCCGUCGAUUUUCAAGUCUUCAAGCUCAUCAGAAAGUCCACAGUAAAGAGAAGUCAUACAAAUAUGAUGUAUCUUAUAAGGGUUUCAGUCAGAGGUUACAUCCUCCUCAUCAUCAGAGAGUUUCCAGUGGGGAAAAUUCAUACAAAUAUGAGGCAUGUAGAAGGAAUCUUAGGAAAAGUUCACAUUGUCGAGCUUCUCUGAUAGUCCAUACGGGAGAGAAACCCUAUAAAUGUAGGGAGUGUGGAGUAAACUUCAGCCAGAGUUCAUAUCUUCAAGUCCAUCAGAAAGUCCACAGAGGAAAGAAACCUUAUAAAUGUGAAGAGUGUGGGAAGAGCUUCACUUGGCGUUCACGACUACAGGCUCAUCAGCGAAUCCACACCGGAGAGAAACCAUACAAAUGUGAUGCAUGUGGAAAGGGCUUUAGUUAUAGCUCACAUCUUAACAUUCAUUGUAGAAUCCAUACAGGAGAAAAACCUUAUAAAUGUGAGGAGUGUGGGAAAGGCUUCAGUGUGGGUUCACAUCUUCAAGCCCAUCAGAUAAGCCAUACUGGAGAGAAACCAUACAAAUGUGAAGAGUGUGGGAAGGGUUUCUGCCGGGCAUCAAACCUUCUGGAUCAUCAAAGAGGCCACACUGGAGAGAAGCCAUAUCAGUGUGAUGCUUGUGGUAAGGGCUUUAGUCGUAGUUCAGAUUUUAACAUUCAUUUUAGAGUCCAUACAGGAGAAAAACCCUAUAAAUGUGAAGAGUGUGGUAAGGGCUUUAGUCAGGCCUCAAAUCUUCUGGCCCAUCAAAGAGGUCACACUGGAGAGAAACCAUACAAAUGUGGUACAUGUGGGAAGGGCUUCAGUCGAAGUUCAGAUCUUAAUGUUCACUGUAGAAUUCACACAGGAGAGAAACCCUAUAAAUGUGAGAAGUGUGGUAAGGCCUUCAGUCAAUUCUCAAGUCUUCAAGUACAUCAGAGAGUCCACACUGGAGAAAAACCAUAUCAAUGUGCAGAGUGUGGGAAGGGCUUCAGUGUAGGUUCACAGCUUCAAGCCCAUCAGAGGUGCCACACUGGAGAGAAACCAUACCAAUGUGAGGAGUGUGGGAAGGGCUUUUGUCGGGCCUCAAAUUUUCUGGCUCAUCGUGGUGUCCACACAGGAGAAAAACCAUACCGAUGUGAUGUGUGUAGUAAGCGCUUCAGACAGAGAUCCUACCUUCAAGCCCACCAGAGGGUCCACACAGGAGAGAGACCAUACAAAUGUGAGGAAUGUGGGAAGGUCUUCAGUUGGAGCUCAUACCUUCAAGCCCAUCAGAGAGUUCACACUGGAGAAAAACCAUACAAAUGUGAAGAGUGUGGGAAGGGCUUUAGUUGGAGCUCAAGUCUUAUAAUUCAUCAGCGAGUCCAUGCUGAUGAAGAGGGUGAGAAGGACUUUCCUUCAUCAGAGGGUUCACAUAAGAAAGAAGCUCUAUAAAAUUAUGUUUUAAUAUC